This is a messenger RNA of Umbelopsis ramanniana AG, 781 nucleotides long. RefSeq lists its product as uncharacterized. The record is from RefSeq and is a predicted model, not a curated record. The transcript is spliced from 2 exons. The coding region runs from base 208 to 660 and encodes 150 amino acids. NCBI's taxonomy places the organism in Eukaryota, Fungi, Mucoromycota, Umbelopsidomycetes, Umbelopsidales, Umbelopsidaceae.
AUUUAGUAUUUUCCAUCCCGCCAUCGGAGCUGUGAGCUGAUCAGUUUCUUCGUUUGAGUUCUGGAUUGGCGAACAUUUUUCCAUCAUUAAGCUAACGUUUCGUCAUUAUUUGACAGUACUCAGGAUUGGUAACUUCGUUUUCCUGAAAGUCUCAUCGUCGAAUUCUCUUACUGCUUUCCACCAGUCGAAUUAUAUAUACUCUUCUAAAUGCCAUCCAACACUCAAGAACAGCAACGUAAUAAGCAACGACAGGCACCUACUGACUCGGAAACAGACUCACAAUCUGAAGCCUACGAGAGCCAAAUGGACCAAGAUCUGAACUCUCAAAUGGGCUCAGACAACGAGUCUGUUAUGUCUGAAACUCCAUCGCAAGCUGGUCGCAGAAAAAGAAAUAGAAGAAGAGGCCGUAAGAACAAGAACGGCGGCCUUCCUGGUCUUGGCAACGUGGACGAAACUGCAGAGAAUGCUGUUGGCACCGUCGGCAACACUGCCAACCAACUUGCCGACACUGCUGGUGGUGUCGUCAACAACGUUGCUGGCGGUGGUGACAAGGAGGGUGGCGAUAAACCCCUCAGACUCAGGUUGGAUUUGAACUUGGAUGUUGAAAUCGAACUCAAAGCAAAGGUCCAUGGCGACGUUACCCUUGCUUUGUUAAGAUAAGGUGCCGUUGAAUACUCUUACCUAGUGAUACUCUGCCCUCAAUUUGUAUUAUAAACUGCUUUAUUAUUAAAUGAACCAAAAAAUAAAAAAUAUUGGUCCUAUUCUUAUGUUAAACAACAAG